UAGACCCACACUGCCGGUCCCGCAUAAGCACCUUUCUCGAGGCCACCCUGGAAUGUGUAUAUAAUAAUAAGAUUUUUAGCCCCAACAGAACCUAGGAGAGGAGAAUUUUCUGGGACUAGCCCGCUUUCCCUGACCUGCCUAACUGUUCUGUCUGAUAAAGCAACUCGAACAAAGCAAAGUGAGAAGAGCGGAAGUCAGGCCACUCGAUAGGGGAAGAAGAAGGUCGAGACUGUGAUGCUGACUGAUCUUCAUACUGGCCUGAUGCUGGAGUGGCCAUGACCAUAUCUUUAGUCUUGGGCUGCAUAGUGUUCGGGUCUCCUCAGAAAUUAACUCUGAAAGAGUUGCUUCAAGAUUUUGGGACCCUGUAGACCAUGUGUUCCGCUUAGGGGAAGAUGAGUUGACUCCACAAAGAAGAAAAUUCUUGCCCCUCCCACUGCUACUUUCACUGGUUAAAACCCAUAGGCAAUUGGCACAGGAUCUGAUGCCCUUACUUCGGCUACUAGCUUCACAGAAAGGAAAGAUGCUUCAGAGCUUAAGCGAAGCGAUCUGUCUUUCCGCGAUUAAAAAACUUCUCUUUUUCCCUUUGACUUUUUUGUAAACUCCUUUCCAUCAAUCCGAUCUCUAAACCUCACCUGAAGUGAGCUUCUUCGAACCUCGAUCAACAUUCCUUGGCGGCCUUAUCUUGAUGUUUUCCCCUUCAUUCAAUGAAAUAACCGUACUUACCUCUUUUCGAACUUCCUUCCUGCUUUCAUAGCUUCUUUUCUUCCUAGCUUCCGGGCUGACUACCUCUUUGAGGUGAUCGUAGACCAUCAUUUCAGCUUACUACGACCGAUGGGAUUGGACGCGACGCACCUUCUUCUUUUAUUUAUAUCCCGGUUGAUAAAACACAUCCCUUACUGCUGUACCCAAUGUCGCUAUCGUACUAGCCGGCGCUAAGGAUUCACUAACCGUUACUGAUUUAUUCCUUUGAGACCUUCCUGCCAUGGCAUGGCUAUGAUUCGAAUCUAAAACUUAAAAGUAUGGUUGGUGAGCUGAAAGCGAACUGUUGGAGUAGAUUAAUUCAAUAACCCUACUUGCCCUUGCGCCCUUACUGUCAUUCUCGGGCUAUUAUCCCGCAAUCUUAUUUCUUUUUAAUUAAUUAAAUAUCUUGGGAUUCCAUUCCCAUUUCUUUUCUUUCCCACUACCCCUCGUUUUUGCUUUCUCUUUGCGACCUGGGAUUACUAGCUUCAGAGAGAUUUUUUCAUUAACCGUACUUCGCGCUUGCACUUUUGGUUCAAUCAAAAAAAAAGGUCUGCUCUCCCGUUGCCAUUUAAAGGAACCCUUAACGGCCUCGCCCUUAGCGGCCUCUAUUACCUGGCUACCAAAGAAAGAUAUGAAAAACCCAUUCCUUUGCGCCCUGGAAUCCGAGCUUACUGGAUCCAUUGCCCUUAGCGGCCUCUAUCAAUUUCCGCAAACCUUCCAACAGCAGGGCAGGUGCUUUUAAGCGGCUCCUUUCCCUUCCUUCGAAUCACUGAACUCAACUAUACCGGGAAAUAGAAGGUUAACAACCACCAUCAGAGGUUCCUACCUUCCCAGCUCUACCAGGAAUGGCUUGCUCUGUCGUUCAACUCCUUGCCUACCCCUUUUUUUUCGUCCCUGCCCAUCUGCUUCGGCUAUUGGUCUAGAAAUGGCUGCAAGAGACUGCUCUGUGGGCCUAAGAACAUCGGCUCUGUACAGGACUAGUACGUGGGAACAUAAAAUGUACUUGCUCAUCUACUAGGAGCUUAACACCCUAAACUCAUAGUCUUGCUUCGACUUUCCGAAAAGUCAGGUACGUAGCCGAAACCGAAAGUCUUAAACAGCCUUCCCCACCAACCCUUCCUUCUGGUUUGGCUAUUGAAUCUGACUCGAUCCAUUUCUUUUCACUGGUAACAGCAAAUGUACUAGCUCCACUAAAAGCUCUAACAGGUGCGGAGCGAGCUCUUAAUUCCAUAACAGACCUUGGUCUUUGUCGCUCUCCGUUACUUUGACAAGUCAGCUCAUUCGCCUUCUUAUCUAGAAGCCUGGACUCCAACCCAUCGCUUAACGCUCUCUUUCUUCUAUUCGAAAUAACCUCCUAUUUAUGGAAUAUUCCUGGGGCAAGAAGGUUUCUAACCUGUAAACCACUAGCUACGCAACCAUUGCUUCCUAGCAGCUCUCUUACUAGCUGAUGACUACCUUCCUAGGUAAGUAAACACCUCAACGACUAUCUUGUCUUCUAAUACUAAAAUAAUACUAUUUAUCAACCCUCAGUAAACUUCUUCUCGCUUUACGCCCUCGGAUCACAGCCUUGACUCCACGUAAACCGAAUGGCUUUGAACCGUACUUGGCGCUUGGUCACUUCCUAGCUACUAGCCUUCUUACUCGUUCGUUGCACUCACUGCUUGCUUUCUUCCACUAAUAUACGAAAUUCUUGCUAUUAUUGGAAUAUUACGGCGUUGAGACUUAAACAGCCUGACAUUUAAGACUCAACUCUUUUUUCUUCAUUUUCAUUUCAAUCUGAGGAAGAUUGUCCAGUAGACAGAAUCUAGUUGUGGUUCCUUACCGCUACAGAAGAGCUUAAUUGCGUGGGUACGAAGGCCCUUAGGUCAGCGUCAGCGUCCAUGGUAUGUACAUCUAUAUAUAGUUGAGGGGGGACAAGACAGCUUACGGUGAAGAGGGAAAUACAAUACCCCAACCCCAUUUCAACCUCCAUUUUCUUUCCAUUUUGAUCCGCUUGACCCGCUUUGGUUUAGUUUGUCCUGACAGGCGAAACUAUAAACAUUUCGUCAAGUGUCUGCCUUGCGGAGCUAGAUUCCGCUUUCACAGAACUGAGUUGGUCUUGCCGACCUUAACUACACUUCCCCGGGAGAAGAUGGAUUUAUUCUCUUUUAGAGAUAACAAUUCUUAUUGGUUGGAUCUUUACCAACAUAGGAAGAAAUAAGAAAGAAGGUGUAGCGGUCAAGGGACGAGACGAGAGAGACCACACUGACUAACAGGCCUUAUAGACUGCACCUAAUCGAAAUACCUGAAGAUAGAAGAAAGUGAAUUAUUCAUGAGUAUACAGAAUAGUAUUUGCCUCCGUAAUCUUGCCACCAAUGCAUGGAACUGGUUCAUCACCUGGAGAGAGAAGGAUUGGGUCUAUAUUCAUCUCAAGUUUUUUAUUUACUGAAAAUAUCAAAAGCAUUGUUAGGAUCAAACUCGCUUUCAAGUUUCAAGUUGGAUCUUGCCGGGUUUCACUCCUACAUAAAAUAAAGAGAAGGGGGAAGGGCUUUCAAACCAAUAUCACAUCUAUCACCGGGGUUUAUGCACUCCCUGCUGAUUCAAUGAGCCCUGUCCUCAUCCUGGUUGGGAAACCUCCCCGAUCCAUAUCCAUAGUAGGAUCUCUUGAGUGGGCUUGGCUAUCUCCUUGGCUGCUGGAUCGGGCGGGAGAUAUGGGAUUCGUAGAUAAAAGACCGGUUACGCAUUCAAUACCAUCGGUUAUUCCAGCAAAAGUCAAUCCAGUAACACCGGUUACGAAGAUUUUUUAAAAUCCCUCCUGUUGCAGCGGCAGGGAGAAGCGGAUAGGCUGACAUGAAAGAGUUCGCCAAAGAAGAACACCGGUUACGAAAGCAAAGGAUAUUCAUUGCAAGGGCAAGGCAACAACAGGUAUAGCAAGAUGCCUUACCUUAGGCAGUAUCUCAGUGAAGUUAAGACUUAUAUGCCAGUAGUUUAAAAAAAUGAUUCUUAUAAUUCAUAAGUCAUUUCUAAAGAAUGAUUCGAUGAUGUAACAGCGGAAGAAAGCCAGGAAAUUGAAUAAAGAUAGACUAGACUCUCCUAAGAGAAGCUAUUCUCACAACCUAUCUCAAAACAGAAUAGAAGAUCACAUGUCCCGGAAAGUACUCCGGAACUCACUCUCAAGACAUUCCCUGAAGUCAAACUCUCUUCCCGGACAGUGACAGGAAGUGAACUCUAUCUCCUAUCUCACAACAUAAGAUUACUAAGACUAGAAUCUGAACUCUAUUCCUGAAAGUAAGUGAUCAGACAUAGACUCCUACUCCGGACAUUGAAGACAAUCAGUCCGGUAAGCUCUUGAUAAGGGAAAGGGUACUGGCUAAUCUUGAAUUGAAUGGAUACAGUCGAUCUGCCUACCUUUCUUGAUCAAAGACUGGCACUAGUGACUCAAACUCAAAGAUUGGGAUAUCCGACCGAAUGGCACUAAUAAGGUAGCACUUUUGCCCCUAUAUGGAGAUCCACUAUCCUAUCCUGAUUAGGAAGGGAAUCUUUCCCAGGGCAGUUGAAUCCACUCUUUAUUACUUGACUGUCGGAACUGCUAACAACUAGAAUGGAUUGGCUUCCACUCUGGUCAGAUUGUCUUCUCCGGGAAGGAAUUGGUUACACUACUUGUAUUGGUAAGCUCUCCCAAUCUUGUCCGGAAAGCUGUUGAACUUCAGGUAAGAAUCUAUGACAGAGCAGUUCACUAAGGGAAGAGGUCCAUUGCCAGGGAGACACUCAAUUUCCUUCUUCUCUAAUUUGAAUUCUAAGUUGUAACCGUUGCUGGAAUGUUUGAUUGUUCAUCCGGAGAAUUCUUGUGUCGAUUCUUUGCUUUGAUUUGAAGUGCUUGUUCCUUUAAUGCCUUUUCUACUUCUAUUUAGAUUAGAAGAAAAUAGUCGUCACUUUUUGCUUCUUAGCUGCAUCAGCUUGUCAAACUCUCUCCCCUUCACAAGCCAAGUCCAGGGAAAUGUCCCAUUUCUUUCAUCAUAUGAGCCGGUCACGUAAUGAUUUGCAUACGGAUCCAAAUCCAGAGACACCAUUAAGAAAGUGGAACCCGGUGAUGACCCGACUUCCGAUACAACCGGAGAGACUUCCUAUUUUGACUUGUCAAUCUAGGAAAAGCGGAAGGACUACCGCAAUCAGAAAAAGAGAAGGCAAGCAGAGCAGAAGUAGUUCGCAACAGCAAAUAUCGAUUAGCCAACAACUGGGACAACAGAAAGAGCUGCUAGAUUCUUUAAUAAGCCGGAACCAACAAAGUUGCAUUGACCAAGAAUAAGAACUGGAGGAAGCACGCCACCAAGGCUUGCCUGACGUGGAAAAAAAAGUACUAUUCUAUAUUAUCCACCUUUAGAGUUAAAAAAGUUCCCCGUAGAACGCGAGCUGGUCUCGCAUCCCGCCAACGAGAUAGUGGGGUCUGUGGAUUCCCCGUGCUAUCUUUCCUUCCUAUUUAAGAACCAUAGUUUGAGACUCUUGAUCCCUUUACUAGAGAACAUUUGGGGCUGACCCACCCUUCUCCCCUGCUCCUCAGACAGAUCAUAUAAGUGAUUAUAUAAAUCGUCCAAGAGGGUACGAUCCGUUUCAUUAUCCAGUCCCAUCCAAUCGAGGAGCUGGUCAGCUAUUUUGUUUUUCCUUUUGACGGCUCCGAUUUGAAGAAGCAAACGAAGCUCUUCGCUCACCCGUUUCCUCUUCGUUAGCAGGUCUUGGUCGUCGAGUGGGGGGGCGGGCUCCGGCUCCUGCUCAUGAGCAGCAGGUUGGUUGAGAUCUAGCUCCGGUUGGGGGGUGCUGUUUAGAUCGAGAACCGGGCGUCUCGAAGGGCCGGCAUCGCUUCCCCCGCCUCCAAUGGAAAGAGGGAAUCCUUCCAUUGAAGACAGAAGAAAAUCGAUCCACUCGGCAAAGAAAAUAAAGAAAGGGGCGCCCCAAGUCAAGCCCCAGUUGAAAAGCAAGGGAGUCAUAUAAACUAGGAUUAGACUGACAAUCCCUCCUUUUCUCAUAAAAAAAAAGAAGCAUCUACGGAAAAUUGGAAACGCCGAAGUGAGCUGUGGCUUAUAAAUAGGAAGAUGAGGAGAUAAUGGGCGAAGGAUAUGCAUGAUAUUAGGUUGAUUUCAAGACUUUAGAUCUAGUAACGAAAGAAUUCAAGACUUUAGUAUAGAGAACUUUGACUUUUGUUGGUUCUUUACCAACUAACAGCAUGGGACGCACAGGGCCUUUUCUCUCUAUAUAAGAAAACAAAAUGGUUGACCAAAUGCAUGCUAUUUAAGCAUCUCUUGCGUGUGGGCCAUUCUUUCUAUUUUUGAAACAAUGAGAACGUCGUGCAGAUGCCCACGGAGCGGUGCCGUAGGCUGGCUGGUAAAAGAACCGGGAAGUAGAAUGCCUCUAGUAACUUCAAGCUCUGCCGUCACUGACUUUUUUGGCCGUGUGACAGUCUGUCUUCCUUACGUUAUGCAAGGAGAAAGAACACCGCAUGCUGGCUGCCCGUCUGAAAGAUCCAGCUAAAGCGAAUAUCAUCUUCCUCGAGGGUGGGGGACUCUCUAUUUAAGUUCGUCACUUUAAGGCAAGGACAAGAGCUUCGGUGUAAGCACCAGUUCGAACUCUGACUUAGAAUCCUACCUUAUCUUCUAUCUCUCUCAAAAAUGGGUAUUGAAGUUGGAUCCAAUAAACCACUAAAAGCUGACCCUCAUAAGUGAUAAGUGUGAAGAUUGAAUCCUGUAAUAUAUUUCAUAUAUAAACAAAAGAAAAGGGAACUGGUUCACGCAUUACGGGUGGAUUCCUGUUACCUCUCUAAAUGGAAGGGGGCACUUCACCGAAUGGAGCGAUAGGUCAAGGAGAUAGGUAAAGUAUGGAAAAAACCGUCAGCUCAAGUCCUAAGAGAUACCCAACUGGGAGCGGAGAAGACCAGAGAUGCCAAAAAAGAAAGGAAAGCAAAGCGGAGAGGACAAAAGCCAGCACACACUCAGACAGGAGAGCCCAACGAGAGGGAACAGGUAAGAAUGAAGCCAAUGCUGGUGGCUCAGGAAGUUAAUCAGAAUAGGCUUUUGUUGGUGCGACUAUGAGCUUCUGGGCCUGUACGAUUUCCUGUCCGAAAAGGGAAUCCUCUACAGGAAGGGCUGAGGCCUUAAGCUCACUCACUCACGGUACACGAUCCAAUUGCUCAUAAGGGCCAGGAUUUUGCUCCCAACGGGUUCGGAGGCACGGCUAGCUCCCCGUCCCUUGGAGAAUCACACCUUCCUUUCUCUUCUGCCGCUUUGAUCUCUUGUGUUGUUGCCAGUGUGAAUUUUCAAUUCCGACGUGACUCAUCUAUCAGCUCUGGGCGAACAUCAAUAUCUGAGAAUUUCGUAUUGAGCUCAUCUCGCCUUGUGGCUUGCAGCUCUUUUUCUAUUUGCCUUAUAUUGAGUUAGGUUAGUGUGCUUUGCAUGGCAUGCUUUUCUCGAAGCUCAUAUUGAAGCUCGUCGGUCAGGUCAAGAAGUUGCAUUCCGCUAAUCUAACUUGGUUCGAGUGGCUUGGUCCUCUGACAAGGACAUCUCUUUCUCUGCUUUAGUCCAAAAGUCCAUUAGGUCAUGACAUUUCUUUGAUUAGACGAUUAUCAGGUGAUCCAGAAGACCUAAUCAAUGAGAUGUAGGGCUGUAACGUUCUUUAUUCCUUCUUCAUUUCAUGUUCUAACUCCCAGUAAUAGAAUGGGAGACCUACACUUGACACUUGCUAUCUUGCUUGAUGGCUUUCUUUCAUAUUGGUUUCAGGUUCAUACUCUGCUCCCUAAUCCGGAAAGAUCGUAUGUCAAUGUUCCCAGGGUAGGAACUUCCACUUUUCUUAGUCAGAGUAUGGGCUUCGGUUCGGGACUCUGAAUCGAUCAAUCGAAUGGGAAAACUCCUUUCCUCUUUCUUUUCCCGCUUUCUCCCCACUCCUGCUCCUGUGGCUUACCUUCCGGGGGCAUGAAAUGAACCCUGAGGUUACUCUGUCCCUGGCAUCUCUUUCUUCCCCUUCAUCUUCGGGCAAGCGGGUGAACUCAUGGCCUAUUCCCUAUUUGAUUCUCUAGGCUAGUGGUCCCUUUUUGUCUGGCCAUGAAUAGUGAGUGGGACCUCAUGUUCGCCGGGUAGCCAUUCCUCGGCCUCGGGCAUUCACUCUUAUCUUUAGCUGUCCGACCCCUCUUUUCUUUCCUUUGUCGGAGAUGACUUUUUGGAUUGCUGACCUAAGCUCAGACAGGAGAGAAGGUGAUAAUUAUCAAUCGAAGGCGAUCACUACUAUCAUGCUUUCUUUCCUUCCCUUGGGAUAGCGCCUCUGUUCUUCAUAGCAGGAACUCUUCCUUUCCUUCACCCGGCCUCACGGACAGAUAUGAUAAUUGCAUAUAGAAAGAUCAGGGUCCGUAGACAGAAGCUCCCGAAAGGAAAGACGGUCCUAUCUUCACUACUACAGUACUACUAGUACAAUUAGUAGUUUCUACCUGCCGCGGUCGCAGUCCUUCCUUCCCACACGAAUGAACAAGGUUACUUGAAAGAUAGUUCCACUCGUUGAAAGAAGAAUUUUGAAUAGUGGUAGUUUCUGCCCUGACUUAUAGACAUAGAAAUGCGUUUGUCAUUGGUACCUGUCUUUUAAUUGUAAUUGGCUAUGGGCCCUACUAUUCAACAUACUGGUAGAAGGGAAUUUCUCCGCGGAUUUUCUGAACCUGAUUAGCCUGCUCCUUAGCCUUCUUCUUGAGCCUUGGAAUAAAGCCUUACUCUAGCUAUCGUUGAACUUCCCAACCUUUCGUGAUCUAACUACAAGGCGUGGGAUAGUCUCACCCAUUGGGCUCUUGUUACUUUAUCUUAGCAUCUUACUCUUAUUUGAUCUCUUAGUAGCCUGUUAGCCAGUCUUAGGAAACCCCUAAGCUUUAGAGUAGACCUAGGGACCCCUUCUGAAUUUAAUAGGUGAGUCAGUCAGUCUGCAUACCGAUCAACCGGCCCCAAAAAUCAUUUUUUAGAAAGUGGUGGUUUACGCGCAUCCAGUUCUUGGAAUAAGGGAAUAUCAUGGAGUGGCAAAAAAGGGGAUCUUCUAACUGCCAUGCCUAAGAUAUCUUUUCUUCCCAAACCAGUCUGGUCAAAGCAACGGGAUGACAGAUCGACCUAAGAUGGGAACUGCUUCGAAGCCCAAGGUUAACUCAGUUCAAAUCAAAAGGCUUCCGUUCAGCCCGAAAAAACUACCUAGCAAGGAGUGAAAAUCCACUGAGAGUGUCCUCGUCAAGGAAAAGGCUCACUACUAGUUGAAAGAAAGGCGGAUGAAAGAAUAAAUAAAGAAGAAGAGGUGCUUUUAAGCGGAAAGACGUUAAACACGAACCGCCAAUGCUGGAACCGCACCCCAUAGCGGCACCGUUUGCCAUUCAUUCAUGAACUGGCACUGGCUUUCAUCUAGUUCCAACGAUUCCUACUUCUAACUACUCUUAUUUCACACUUUCCAGGAAAUUCCAAAACCCCAGGAAGAAAGGACACUAAAUCAAGAUCUAUUCUAAUUGAAGGGGUGCAACGGCACCCUAAGCUCAUUGGGCUUGAAGAACAGGAAAGAGCGGACUAGCUAACCUAACUGCAAAGAAAGCAGUCGCAGCCGGGGAUAUCUUUUUUUUUGCUGGAUGUCGUGUUUGCGCACCAACAGGAGUCGGUCCUUGGUUGUUUCAGUACAUUCAGUUCCAAGUCAAUUCAGUUCGCGUAGUUCGUAGCCAUCGUUCGAGGAAAGAACCUGUAUUACACUACACGGAUUCAUUAACUUUCAAUCUGGAAAUUCCUACCAAGCAGAUUCCUUUGCUUUAGGGCAGGAAUAGCGGGAUAGUUAGGGGGCUUGUCUUUAAGCAGACUCUCUUUGCAGUCUUACCCGAUCUAAAUCUUCCCGCGGGACCUUCUUCUCCUUCCAUUGAGGAAGAGCCUCCUCGGGUCCUAAAAAAUAGAGGACCCCCUUUAAUUUAAGUCGGGAGGAGCAGAUGGCCGUCAAAGCCCUAGAGGUCUUUGAGCGCCAGAUGCGAAAAAAGGUCUUUCUGAUGCUGAAACCCUUGGGUUACGCGGUGGAGAGCCCCCAUGACCCUGAUAUUGAUCGGGUUGUAUCGAUUUUCCUCGUUAAUGUCGAAUCCCCUGAGUUUAGGUUUUAUCUGCAUCAUAUUGUUAACCCAAACUCCGACCUCUUUGCGGCCUUUUUAAAACAAUGGGAAGAUUUCCAUUAUCCGCCAAAUGGGCCGGGGAUCUAGGCAGGGGGAGGAGAGAGGGGAAGAUGGUCAGAAAUAGAAAGCUAUUGGACAUCAAUGGUAUUGGACUUAUUCGUAUUCUAUUCUAGUUUUUAGAGGUAGAUGUGGCCUUUCAUUCCUUAGCUUAGGGAGUGAGAGGGCUAAGGGGAAUGGGUGGGUGGCCCCUUACGCGCUUUUUUAGGAGGAGUUCAGUGUAGUCGACGGAAGCUCAUAUAGGAAACGAAACUAAGACCUAUGGUGCCAUAUAAGAUAAGCAUUUCCAGAUCGGGUAAAGAUUUCGAGAUUAGAAUUGAGUGAGGGCAGCGGUUCAGCUUUAGGUCUCGGUUCAGGUGCUGGCUCAAGUACUGGUGAAAGUACCUGAAGGUGACAUCGGCAGGAGAGGCUCCAGCACUGGUUUGUAAGGGUGAAGUCAUCAUAAGUGGUUGACUGGGCCUAGGAACGACCGUCGGGGCCCGCGAGCUUUUAAGGCAAAUUCAUCGUUUUUCGCUCGUGUUUCAUGCGUGCCUGUAUGAAUUGCAUAAGUCAUUGUGUUUUGGCGGUGGAGAAGUACAGAAGUGAACAGUGUGUUAGUAUUUAGUUGUGCGAAGCAUUGUUGACAAGACUUACUCAACUCACUGCUUUCACCUGCUUCCGGUGACAACUACCACUCUCUUAUGAAUGGGAGAGUAGAGUACCAAGACAUAGGGGUUGGCCAGCGAAGGCGGUUUCUUUAGUACCAGAUAUACGUAUUUCGAAUUCUUUUCAUGGCAGUUCGCACGAAAGAUAAGGAAAACUGAAAAGCUUCUCAAACCAGAGUAGGAAUUCGAUCAAUUGCUAUCAAUGCCAGGAGGCAGAUCAAGAUUCAUGGGAACGAUAACCUUUUCCGAAAAGAGUAAAGCGAGAGAUAGGAUAGAUGAAUAGGUUUAAGCCUUUAUCCGCUUGGAGGGAUGAAUUUCAAAUUUUUAAGGCUUCGUUUUUCUCCGGCAAGCAGCUAGGGAAGCAUUUAUUCCCAAGCGAUAGGGCUUGGAAUUCAUAUUGAUGCCUUAGUCCACUCCGAGAUAGAAAGAUACCAAUAAUGGAAAAAGAUAUGCUCUCCAACAGUAGGUUGAUCAGUUACUUUCGGUAGGGACGGGAGACUGCCACUGAUGGGAAGGCGAUAAGAAGCCUGAAAGCGAUUCUGACACAAGAUACGAUGACAGGAAGGGAGUUCGAUCAGAAAUAGACAGAAAAAAAGGCUGCUAGGCUCCUUUCUUUCUCAUAGGAGGGGUUCGCAUCCAACCCUUAUCGAUACCCCUCGCUAGGACAUUUAAGUGAGUCGGGUUUCGAUCCGGCUCCGAAAUGAGGCGGUGUUACCAAUGACUCGAUACUCCGCUGCUACCGAAUGAAGUUCGUCCUUCCCCCCUUUCCCUAUAAUAAAGUGCAGGCCCCCGUAGAUAGAUGUCCCAUAUAGCCCCUCCUCUCCGGGGUUGGGUCGAAAAAGAAUCGAAUUGGGUUGAGAGGAGUUUCUGAACCGGGGAGGAUGGAUGAAUUAAGAUAGUGAAGAUGGUAUAGUUGGAACUGAACCCAACUAAUGCGAGGACCGGAGAAUUAGAUGGUCUUCCUGAACAGGCUUUUGAUCUAAUGAAGAAUGACUGGAAAUGGAUUCCCGGGGGGGUUAGGAUCACGAGAUUUGAGGGAAAAUGAAGAGGAAUAAAGAACCUUAUUAGGCUUACAGCAGGAACUCGAAUAAGACCGGACUCUCUCGACGAAAAGGCCUGACAAGGGAAGGAGGUGAAUACUCGAAAGCCAAAGAUCUCUUUCGUCUCGUCCCGUCAGUAAACAUUACUUUCUUCUGGCCCGAAGUCCCUUAGUUGAGUGCCGCUUUGAAUCUGAAGGAAGGCAGUGGGAGAUACUUCCUGAACCGAGUGAGGUAUAGACAGAUUAGAUUAUACCACUGUGUUGUGGCGAGACCGAGACUAGAGGUUCUAACUCGAAACCCUAAGAGAAGAGCCCCCACUAUACUAGUUUCCCCCCGAGUCAAAUCUAUAAGACUUUCAUAUCAUCUAAUAGACUAUACUAGCUACGUUCAUCUACUCCACUCGCUGCCGGAGGACAGACAGAUUAUACUCUAGCUGGAACGAAGGUACGAGCUCUGCCCCCGAACAAGACAAAAUGAAGAAGAGGCCGAACAAGCAAAAAAGGAAAGAGGGAAGGAAAAUCCCACUCAACCUUCUUCAACAUUCGUUCGGAUACUCCUUAUGACUAUGAUUGCCCCCCAAAGAAAGGCGUUCAUACCAAGCCAAUACACCUACCCAUCUAUCUAUUGCGACUACUCCCCUAUUAUGGGGUACUCGAAGACCGUUCAACACACGAACUAAUAGAAAGGGAGAAAGCUCAAUCGAAUGGACAACCUUAGCCCCAGCGCGAAAGACAGGAUUCGAAGCCGCGGUACAGAUAAUCAAACUUUCUGGGAGAUCCCAGACUUGCAAUCAAUCCCGAUGAUUAUUAUGCGGAAACCAGCUAAAUCAGAUCCUUCGGUCCGGGUCUCCUUCUAAGAAAGCAACCAACUCUGUUAGCAGUUAGCUUUUCGAUGAAAGAAUCUUUUAUUGACUAGGAUAGGUGGCUCGGAAUUCUCUUUCCCGUUCCAAGAAAGCACGACUCUCGACUUAGGUCUGGCCUCAGGUUGGAGACAGGUGGAAUGAUGAAGCAGACGACUUUUUAACCUCUGACACCGGAAUGUGACCUUCCUUCGUUCGACGCCGACUCCCGAUUCAAGGCGACGAGUCUUUCAACUUUGACAACGGGGGGGGCUACCUUUGGACUCAACUCUUAGUGGAAUUUGCCUCAUAACCUGACUUGAUUGAUUCACCUUGGUUAUGUAACCACUAAAAGAGGUGGUCGAGGCCUGACUUAUUCUGUUCAGGCUUGUGAGAGUUCAAUCACGCUACAAUCAGACGAUUUGAUGCCGGUGCAGAUGAAUUUUCUUUAUUAUAGUCUGAUCCGCUAAAAUAGUCUUAAUUCACCGGAUAUGAGAAAGAAAUGAAUGAAAGAAGAGGGGUUUACGAAGUCCUUCAAGUUGAUUGAAGGUCUGGGCCAAGCAAAGGCAAAAAGGAAGGCUUCUUCCCUCUCCUGUCUGGGAGUAAGAUAAACCUUGCCUUCCCUGGAUACUGGUCCCAAGGUAGGAGUAGCGGCUUAGUUAGUGCACGAAAUAAAUGUGACUUUUGGCACAUAAAGGUCCGUAUUCGGUCCGUCAAUGGCUCUUUCUCCGAGGCCAGAGGUAAAUAUAAAGGGUAACGGCCGAAAAAGAUAAAUAUCAAUAUUGUAUUCGAAUAGCCUGCUUCCCCCCAUUACUCAAGGGGGAAAAGCUUAGCCUCCCAUUCUUUCAUUCUUUCAACAAUAGAGGACUAAAACCUGCUGCCUAUUUCCUCUGAGCUCCUUAGCUUGUAGUUAUCAUUACUCUCCUAGCUGCGAGUAGGAAGCUAUCGGAGUAGCUUCCCAUCUUUCGACCAAGAUUCGCAGUUCUUUCUUAUUGUAAAAGGGUCCGCUAUCCUAUUUCAUAUCUAAUAUAGGAAGUCAGUGGUGGCAUCUCCUGCUUAUGCCUGCCCUUUUCCUCUUCCUUCGCUUCGCGUCUGCCUAUCUAUUAUGAAGUAGGGAAAUCAAAACCUGGGUACCACCCGCCAGUUGCUAGUAGGACAGCUCUUAGAGGAGCGGCCAUUUUGCAAAAAAGGUAGGUUGCUGACUUGAGGACUCUAAUAAGCUGUAAGACGGCGGGAAUAUGCAAAGAAAGGUUUAAGAAUUCCACAGUCUUGAGGCUAUCCUAUUACGAAAUUUCGUAAGUAGUAUUCGAAAUCGCUUCGUCAGAUAUUCGGGAACCUAUGGUCGCUUAACGAUUCGGUUAGCCGCCUAGUAUGGUAGUUGUCCUGAGGUUUGGUUAGCCCAGGCGGAUGCAGUUAUGUUCCUAAAGGCCGCGGGCUGAUAAGAAGAGCGAGGGGAGGGUUUUUUGCUAAAACCCCUGGAUUUUCUAGCUUAAAGCUUUACGAAAUCACAAGAACAAAGAAUAACAUGAUUCAGAGAGAUAACCUGGUCUUUAGACACUCGCCCUACUUCUAAGGAUAGAUAGAAAAGGUUGGGGAGUGCCAGAUGCGGAAGCAGUUCCAGUCCCAGCUGCUGAGGUGGCGUAGUGACAGGCGAGAGCAAUAACAACAGAAGCAGCGAAAGAUCCUGCAGUAGUAUAUUAGGUUGUUUGCGGUGGAAUAGAUUCAAGCGUCCGGGCCAGUAGAUCCAGAGCAAAUAGGCGUUGACUUAGUUGCUUUUUUUUGCAGUGGAUUCUAAUCCCGAUGUUGAUCCGACGCAACUUACCGGUGAUAGUCGCAGCACCUGGAGCUUUCAAGGGAGGAGUUUCAAAUUUCAAGCAAUAAGAAAAUAGGCCUUUGCCGCUUCGGGACUGCUUACUUACAACAUUUCGAACACUAUCAGGCGAUGAUGCGGGUGAGGAGUUAGAAAAAGUCAACAAGGAAAGAGCCGAAUCGAAGACUUUGAAUGUUUACGGAAGGAUUUCCGUUCCGAUCCUCAAAGAAAGGUCAGUCACUUCACUAAGAAAGGAAGGAACAAAAUUACUUGUUGCUGGGUCAGCUCUUACAAUUACAAGAAGUCAAGCAAAAGCCAAUGGCGCUAGGCCGGCAAGAAGAUAAACUCGAUCCGAUGCCCUUACCUGACUCUGAUUCGAACACAAAACUCAUUCCUUGCUCCGUGGGCAGGAGCGAACCGGGGAACUCUAACAAAGAACGUGAGGAAAGGCACUGCCGCUGACUAAGAUGAUAGGCGCAUGGGGACAGACCUUAUACUCGUACUCCCAACCGUCAGACCAAUCAACCAUAAGACACUAGGCGAUGGUCCCACACAGGUAAAGCAGCUACAAGAACUAAAAGAAUAAGAAAAGGGUUUUACAGCGCCCCUGACACAUCAAUUUGAAUCCAAAAUCGAAAAGAAAGACGUUCCUCACCCUCAAGACAAAGAAAGCUGUACGUACGAUACGAUUAGGAUCAGAGAAAGAACUGCUAUGAACUCAGGCACCCAUAGAAGGUUUUCCUGAACACGGGAUCUAAGCCUAAGCUCGUUGGACUUGCUAAGGGAACCUCUUUCGAGAUGCGAAGAAUAGCCCUAGUCUGAUAGCGGAGUUAAGUGGAGGAGAAGAAAGACAAGCAAUACAGAAAGGAAGAGCUCCAGGGUUUGUUUAACGAAGAUAAUGGCUCACCAUCACAGGGAAUCUCAAAGCCCUGACGUUCGGACGUUAAGUUGCAAAAUCUCGCUGAUGUAAGGAUCAAUGAUGGACACAGCGAAAUUAGGAUAAGCAACAAAAGAGACGGCUCCGUUUGCCAGAGAUGGCUGUACUCUUGCGAGCAUCGUCGAAGGUAUUCCACCGACGAUCUAGGACACAAAGAAUGCUGCCAGUAUUUACGCCGACCCUAGUAAAUGGGACUGUAUUGCUUUCAUUGCGCCGAUGGAAUAAGAAUUCAAUGGAGGACUUCCUGGUGCGUGCCAAUCAUUCAAGUGGUGAUCUGGCAUCGUGAGCAGAAGUCGAUAGAGGAACGAGGCAGCCGAGACCGACUCACCGCCACAUACUAUCCCAAAAGCUUUUAUCUAAAAAACCUGCAGUUCCUCAUGCACCUUCGCCUAGAGUCCAUCAAAGGCCAGCUCCCGCACAAAUCUCCUCUGCCCACUCUAGAUGUUGCACUUUCAGAGCUUAUAGCUUAAGAGAUUCGUCUGCGAGUCCUGGCUACCUCCUGUUAGUGUAGCGGCAUUCCCUUGCCGUCGUGUUUCUGGGUUUCGUGCCACAUACAUUGUCGUUUCUGACGGGCGUAGAAGGACCUUCCUUCCAACCAAGAAGGCUCUAUAAGGGGAAUCAAAACAGAAUAAAUAUAGAUAUGUUAUAGUAUAAGUUUCCUUAUCAAACCAGUAGCUUCAAUUUCUAGAACAGCAAGGUAAGAAAGGGAUAAGAUUUCAGUGCCAGUGAGUAAGGAAGCGGGUGAGCUCUCAGGUCUGGGAGUUAAGGGCUAGCAGUACUACCUGUAAAAGGUAAGGGCCUACUAAGCUAGUUCAACAAGAAAAAGUAAACUAGAUAAGUCAAGCCAAGGGAAGUUCUCUGCCAGCCAGGUUAACCUCUAGCCAUCGAGCUUAACUUUUCGAAGUAGGAGUAAUAUCAUACCUUCCGUAGUCUACUGUUCAAAAAUCGUGAGUUCCCAAUACAGGAAGUGCUAUUUCUUGCUUAAUUUCUUUAAAGUCAGCCAAAAAGCGAGCAGGGUAAAAGAGAUUCGGAUAGGAGCGAUUAGUAGAAGGCGAAUGAAUAAGGUCCCUUCGAUUGAAGUCAUAUCCAGUUGAAAUCAUAGGGUAAGCCUCGUAAGCCAUUGUAGAAGGAGUUUCAAGUAAUCCAGUUGGCGCGAAAGUUGCAGUUGUUGUCUUGGAUAGCCAGUUCUAGGACAAGCCAAUAAGCUCUUAAGCUCGGAGAUUUGUCAAGUUCGUUUAUCUCCAGCCAGCCCAGAGAGACUCUCUUGCCAUUCAAUUCUCGUUCUUUCAUCCCUGCUCGCUAUUGAAAGCCCUUCCAAUAACACCAUCAGGUUACAGUUAUUUCCUUCCUCGAAAGAGUUCGAGUUUGAUCUAGUAUGAGAUCUAAUUACAGCUGCUAGUUUCGCCUCAAAAAAGUCUUACUUAAUCCCCCUUCUUCUAGCCAUCCAGUUGCAGUGAGAAUUGCCAGCCAUAUAGUUUUAGAAAAAAGGUAAUCUCCUCUAGUGUAAGUGCCAGUUUCCAGCCUUCUUCAGCCAUGGAUAAUGGCAAAAACUGGACAGUAUUCGAAGGAGAUGAAGAAGAUUCUGCCACUCUGCCAGAAAUUGGUUUGGAUGACUUACAGCCAACUAUUUCUUGCAUCAAACAGGGGAGAGGUCGGCCAUGAUCUAGCCCUUCGACGGAUAGUUCGUCAUCCGAAAAUGUGAUGAUUUUUGGCGCCAGGUAUCAUUUGACUCAUUGUUUCGGGGGAAGUUUGUUCAGGCACAUGCGCGUUUCGAAGCACUCAACUAAACGAUUCCCGAUGUGCUUCCAAUGUAGAAAGUCGCUCGGGGUUCACUCAAAGUGCGCUACAUUCCUACUGAGCACCAGGUAGCAGAUGUCUUCACCAAAUCUCUGUCAACAUCUCGCUUUGCCUUUUUGUUUUGCGUGGCAAGCUUCACAUUGGAACCCCACGUUCAGCUUGAGGGGGCAUGUUAGACAUGUUUCUGUUGGAAUUGAUGGAGCGCUUUCUGGCUCAGCUGCAGCCUCAUUAGAAGAAGGUUCGUAAUCGACUACCUCUUCUUCUAAUUGCUGGCUUCUCGUUCCUUCAAAUUCUGCGUCAGUUGUUUUAGGGGUUCGCAAACUUGGCAAACUACUUCUUCUGCCAAGCCAUCCACCAAGUCCUGUGCAGUUUUUUUGAGGCUGCCUAUGAAAAAAAGGGGGAGUUCUUUGAACAGUUCUUAGCGGAUAACUUAGAUGGCUAUAUCAUUGAAAAGCUCAUCGACAGCAUAGUCUACCCUAUACUCGAGGUCGGCAUCAAAAAAAGGAAUUUUUCCCGCUCGGAUUUCGAUUUCCGCAACUUGGACAAUUAUGUGGCUAUCCAACGGCACGCCUAUAUCUUUGAUCCAUGUAGCUUGAGCUCAAAACAUCGAUCGUUUUCCCGGCUCUUAACCGACUUAAAGAAGGAGGAGAGCUCCGUAAACUCUCAAGUAAAGCGCGAUAUUCAACGCAAUCUUCUCGAUUUCAUUUUACAAGAAUGAAGACUUUGUUCCUUCAAACAAGUAAGAUCACUAUUGGAAUUGAGUGUAUAAGGACCUUUCCAUUUUCUUUUUUCGGUAUGCUGCUCCGCGAGCAAGGAGUGCCGCGCACGAGCGGAGCGAAAACAAAGCAGUGGGAAUUCUUCGUUGGGGGAAAAUCCUUUGAUUGCGUAUUGAAUAUAGAUCAAUGUCUUUCUUGUUCCACUAGCUAGGACCAAAUUCUCACAUGUCCAUUUCGUUAUUACAACCUUCUUUUUUGAUGUCAAAGACCAGAAGCUAUUCGCAAAUUCUUAUUGGAUCUCGGUUGUUCUUAACAGCGAUGGCUAUUCAUUUAAGUCUUCGGGUAGCACCACUAGAUCUUCAACAAGGUGGAAAUUCUCGUAUUCCGUAUGUACAUGUUCCUGCGGCUCGGAUGAGUAUUCUUGUUUAUAUCGCUACGGCUAUAAACACUUUCUUGUUCCUAUUAACAAAACACCCCCUUUUUCUUCGCUCUUCCGGAACCGGUACAGAAAUGGGUGCUUUUUUUACGUUGUUUACCUUAGUUACUGGAGGGUUUCGGGGAAGACCUAUGUGGGGCACCUUUUGGGUGUGGGAUGCUCGUUUAACCUCUGUAUUCAUCUCGUUCUUUAUUUACCUGGGUGCACUGCGUUUUCAAAAGCUUCCUGUCGAACCGGCUUCUAUUUCAAUCUGUGUUGGACCGAUCGAUAUACCAAUAAUAAAGUCUUCAGUCAACUGGUGGAAUACAUCGCAUCAACCUGGGAGCAUUAGCCGAUCUGGUACAUCAAUACAUGUUCCUAUGCCCAUUCCAAUCUUGUCUAACUUUGCUAACUCCCCCCUCUCAACCCGUAUCUUCUUUGUUCUGGAAACACGUCUUCCUAUUCCAUCUUUUCUCGAAUCUCCUUUAACGGAAGAAAUAGAAGCUCGAGAAUCCAUACCAAAACCUAGUUCACUCGCUGACUCUCUUUGCAUCCAUGGCUGAAUGGUUAAAGCGAUGGAUAAUAGAGUGGGUUCGAUUCCUGCUGGAUGCACUUUGAACGUUCAGUUCAAUCGCUGCUCACUUAUACAUAUAGCUCGCCCUUAUUGGGGCACUUCACUCGCUCAACACUCGUUCAAAACAUCCACUCCUUCUUCACGGAAAGAAAAGGGACUUAAAAUCCCGCUUAGAGAUCGAAACUAUAGUCAGAGUAGGCCAUCCAUCAUCUCCGUCGAGGCCUCGUUUUACCUUCCAAUUACGAUCCGUCGGAUUGAAACCUCCAUUAGAUUCGGAAACUAAGGACGAGAUUACCAUCGCAUCGGCUUGGAUGUCCCGAAUGUUCUCGGGUCGCCUCAUAUUUUCCUUAAUCUAAUUAAUCAGCACCGGGUGGUGAUGGAGAUUUAUUGCGGCCUUCUCCUGUUCAUCAACUCGAACCUCAUUCUUCUGCAGUUGAUGUUACGAUCAGCCGUGCUCUUCAGGCCAUCUGCCGAUUGUCAGCCUGUUCAGCUGACCUAAGAGGAUUCCAAUCACCCGGCGCAGCAUGUUUAUUCUCGGCGGCGAUUACAGUCUCUUUCCCCAGGUAAGACUACUCCAGAAGAUCAGCAGCUCAGUUGCUUCCCUUCCAGUCGCUUCCUCAGAUUCAGGAUCCCUCUCUCAGGUUCGUCGAUCCUCGUGAGUUUCUUAUCUUGUUUAAGUCUUUUUGUCUUAUCUUAUGUCCCCAAAACAUCGAGCUUACCUCAUGUCAGUUCAAUCUUCUCAUGAACCUGAAUCAUUUGCUGAAGCCUUCAAUCAUUCUUGCUGGAGAAAUGCUAUGCAGGAAGAUGCCCAGGAAAAAAAGAAUAAGACGUCAGUCUCAUUGCCUGCAGGGAAACAAGCCAUUGGCUGCAAGUGGAUUUAUCAAGAUCAAGCAUAAAGCAGAUGGCUCGAUAGAGAGAUACAAAGCUAGAUUAUUAGAACAAGGAUUCCUUCAAGAAUAUCACGUCGAACCCCUUUAAAGAUAGGGAAAACAUUUUCCCCAGGUUGAAAAAAUUACCACCAUUCGUGGCAUUCUUUCUUUGGCUGCAAUCAAGAAGUGGCCCUUAUUUCAACUUGACGUGAAGAAUGCCUUUCAACAACAUAAGGAGGGGGGAUUCGCAAGAAUAAGUUUCUAUUCAGCCUCCUCCAACUACAGGCUUCUCUUCUCUGGUAUGCAAGCUCAAGAAAGCGAUUUACGUUACGGCCUCCGACAACUAAAGCAGGCACCAAGAGCUGACGAAGGGUGCCUUCUUUCAGAAAUUUAGCUCGUUUUGCUUUAUUUUUGAUAAAGGGUUCCACUGUAGCCGUGCGGAUUCUUCCAUGUUUGUUCGUCGACGUCAUGGUCGUUGCCUCAUUCUUCUUUUAUAUGUUGACGAUAACAUUCUCACCGGAAAUGACUCGCUUUUUUUUAUCCAUAUGGAUGAAGAGCUAUUUGUGCAUCUUACAUCUGCAUACCCAAAAGGGGGCGCUCUAUGGUAUUCAAGGGGUUUUUAUGCCUUUGAGUCAUCAGAAGAGCGUACUGGUUCCGCCUUACUCAAUAGGGGCUUGGUAAAAAAGGUAUAUUGUACCCUACCUUUACCUUACCAAAGAUUGAAAAAGGAAGCGCAGAAAAGACCUCCGGGUUAUCAGACUUCCCGAAUGGUCUUCGGGUUAGAUAGUAUGUAGAGAUAGAAACCGGAAUGGACGAUAGGGGAGCUAUUUGGCUGAAAACUAAAAGGGUAAAUUAGUCUCUCAUAUAAGCCAUUACUGAGUUAAUUCGGGGGGGAAAGGGGUUAGUAAGCUUCUCGACCCCGGUAAGAGUUGAGUUCGUUGAUCCCAGGCCAGGUCGUUGCACGGUAGGCGGCUUGGAGUAAAGGCAGUCAGGGUUGACGUCGUCGUUAAGGCUCAGAGUUGGAGUGAUCUCCGGGUCAAUGAAAGAGGUGAGACCGAAUUGGAAAGGUUUGAAGAGCUAAGCUUUCAUACUUGACCUUCCCCACGUUAUGUAUUCUAUGAUUCGAAUCUCUCAAUUACAAGAUGAGGAAACAAAAGCUGAAAUCAGAGGCUUAUUUUCCGAACAAAGAAACAUUAUUCUAUAACUGGGCCUGGGCAUGCUUUCGCGAUUGCUUUGUUUGGUUCUUAAAUGGUGGGUCGAUCAGUCUACUCGCCCCUUCGACCGGACCGAGAAAGGGCGUACAAGACUUUAUUCAAGGAGAUCGGGAAAGAUCAAUGCGAGAGCUAAAAUCCAUUGGUACAACAUAAGAGAUCCCUCCUUUGUUUGUGGGGGGGCCUGGAUAUUCGGAAACCCGUCUCAUGCAAUGCAAUAAGGCGGUAAUCCUGAAUAACUUGCGGCGUUCGACUGAUAUCGACGUUCGGUUUACCUGUGCCUGCGUGGGGGAACGGCCCGGGUGCUCUUUGCCUUUAUUCGAACCCGGCCGUCCGUGAUGGGGCUUUUCUUCUUAUUUACGAUGCCAUCGGCGCUUUUCCCUCUGCUUUCCGUUUGGUCAACUCACGUACUAACUCGAUCAUAACAUAAGAAAUAGGCCCCACAUAUUUUUGAUGAUAUGCCACAGGAAUCUCCCAAAAUAAUAGAUAAGGCCUAGGACCAAUGGCACCAGCAGAUAGCAAGACCUCGCCACUUCAUCAUUGCAUAUGGUCAGCCUAGCUGAAAUGGGAAUCAGUCUUUCUUGUUUUGUUGUUAUAAUAAGAAUAGAAUGAAUUGGUGGAUAGCUUUCUAUCGGUUCCAAGUCCAAGUAAAGUUGGUUUGACCAUGCCCAUGGCUGGAUAUAGCAAGUGUACAGCGCGCUCCCAACCUCUUCAUAGGCCAAGUUGCAAAGUCCACAAGCAGUGGAUUGAAGGACCCACUUAAGUCUAUGGAAAGGUUCUCAACUUAGGACAGAUUCGUCUUAUAAGAUUGUGAAGUUCCCAGGCCCAGUUUUGGGAUUGAUUUCCACCCUCACCCUGGUCAGUAAGAUUAAUAUAGUAAGAAGGGAAUUCUCUCUUGAAGGAAAAGUAACCCGAGAAAGGAGAAUCCAAACCUUAGAAAGGGAAAGGGCCUAUGACCAAUCCACCCAUAGAGAGAGGCUUUCGUCCGCUUUUGAUUUAGCCAUCGAUAGAUAUUAGGAAAUUGCUGGAACGUCAACCCCUCUGUCUUUCCUAUGUCUUUCGUGAGAAGAAGGCUCAUCAAGAUGUCGUCGGAUCACAUUACUUUGCCUCCUUUUCUGCGGUGCUUAUCUUGGCAGGGUUGGAAUGGCCUUUAAAGCUAGCGAUUUCGGGUGCUAGGUCCGCCGCGUCUGUGAUGCGCUGACCAGACUGUGCUAGAGAAAAAAAAACCCUUCCCCCCCAAGGUCAUUUGAUUGAGGGGUACCCUGCGCUUGGACAAAAUAUGCCAUACCAUAUAGAGCAAACUUCCCCCUGGUUAUGAGUGAAAUUCACUUUUUUACACCUAUGUGAAACGGGAUUUUUCUCAUUGCAAUCUUGGUUUAGGCAGGAAAAGAAAGUUCGAACGAUUUCUCCCAAAGGUUACCUUCUCACUUUCCAAUGAAUGGCAUUCCGAGGUAAUUUCAUUUGAUUAAAGGGGCCAAGAAAAAAAAAGAGAACUAGAUACCUUUCUACGAUUGAGGCCCCUCCUCAUUCCUAUUUUCAUUCGAAUCCUCCUCGUAAUCGGAGGAUUGGUGCUUCUUUUUUUUGGGAGCCUGGUCUUUAACCUGGAGAUAGAAGCCUUCCUUGAAAGGCUGAAAGCCCUUCUUCUCUCCAGCGGGGCCCGCUCUCUCCUUUCAAAACUAGGCCUCUCGGGGGGUCUAGCUGGAUUGGCGCUAAGGGCCCUCAUUACCAUUUCCGGGGUAGCAUCCGAUAUAGUGGGUCCUCAUGAUGCCCUCUGGGUCGGAUUCGGGCACAAGGCUUCCCCUGCCGGAAACGGACUCUUCCCCUCUGUCCUCCCUAGGGAGCUUCAGUUCCGUAGGCUGGGCGGACUCGUCCUUCGGGGAAGUCUCUUCCGCAGGGGAAAGACAUGGAGUCGCAAAUACGCCGGGGCAGCAACCGGCUGCGACUCUACCCGUAGGGCAACCGGCUGCCCAUCCCGUCGCGGAACAACCCGUUCCAGCGCAAGAACCCGAACCCGCCAACACGAGCCUCGGCGCACAGGAAGCUCGUCCUGCUGGCGAGGAUGGGGGUUCAGCAAACGCUGCCCCACCAACAUCAGACCAAGUGAAAGAAUCAUUGAGAGCCUUCCUGAAUCAGUUUAGGAAGAAAAAAGUCAAUGAUUCUUUCUUGAACAAUGCCGCGCGGGACCUCGACCUGGAACGGGCCACGCCCGAGAAGCUUCAAAAACUGCUGUCGAUUAUGGAAGAAUUGUCCAAUGACAGCAGAAGAAGACCAAAUUCCGGUCAAAAUGCGGCCGCCCAAUUAUAUAUGGAUAUAAUAGAUUGGGAAAAACAGGCUGCGUCGGGGAGUAAUCACUCGUGAUAGGGCAUAAGGGGAGAGGACAAGGUCAAGAGGAAAAAAGAAAUAAAAAAGAAAAUCAAAUGAAUCCCCCGGUCGAUAAAAGAAAUACAAAAAAUGUUUAUUCUUGAGAUGAACAUCGCACUAAAUAGUGCAACGCCUUUUUGUUCUUUGGCGAGAAAUAAGAGCAGACAUUUUUAUGCGGUUACCUAUAGAGUUUGGAAUUAAAACUUCCGACUUUUAGUGAGUCUGAAAUGGAAAGGAAAAAAAGCUGGAUACGACCCUUUAUUAUGAUAACCUUGAGUCAUGCCGAAAAAAGGGCAUUAACUCCUCAAAACGUUAUAUCUCGGAUAACAGGUCUUUUCAGUUGUAGUUCCAUUGUCGUGGCUACCGAAAAACACCAAGUUGGUGGGUUUCAUUUCCACGCCACUGAUGCUGGAGUUGUCGAAGCCUGGGCUGUCUACUAUGGAAUGAAGCUAGCAUUGGAAGCUUUCUUUUACCGAAUAGAUGUGGAGACAGACAGUGUGGGAGCCGUGCUCCAACAAGACCCGAGCCUAGCAUUGGACACAUUGUGGAUGAUAUUAAAGCUCUAAUUUCUUCUUUUGAUUUUGAAGUUUCUAAUUGAAUGCGGAUACUCAUAAGAAUGGUAAGAGGGUGGCACAUCAAUUAGCUAAACUAUCCAUUUCAUCAUCAGGGAUGGGGAAAAUAUGGUUAUAGGAGAUUCCUGAAUCCAAUUCCUCUAAUAAACUAAGGAGUCCUUCUGUGUAAAGUUAGCUAGUGUGGAUUCGCGUAAAGCUGUCAAACAACUUACAUUCGCGGAAACUAUUAAUAUUCUCGGACACAACAACCAGAAGCCAUAUCUUUCGUCGCUUGCUGCCAAACAACCUAUUGCUAUUGACAAGAGCCGGUCAAUGCCAUUCAAUGUCCAGCCAAUAACCAAUCACGGAAGCAAGCCGAAUCCUUAGACUUAGAGAAGGCUGGAAGAAAGGGAUCAUAGCGGUGAAGGAGGACGACCGGAAGCAUGUCUUUACUGGGAAAGCUGCCAAAUCAUUCAUAUUCUCGGAAGCUCUUGUCAAAGGAUUUCAUUCCUGCAAGGUGGGCAUCGAAAUCCGACAUAGCCAUAGACCGAGCAGUGGUUUUCGCAUCCUAGUGAGCAGACUCUCUUUGAAGCUCAUUGAGAACAGCCUCAGACUUUCCAUUCUCUUUCUUUAUAUUUAUAUAAAUUCCCUCCCCUCGCCCUCAUCAGAAGAGAGCUAUGCCAAAACCAAAGGUGCCUACCGCUAGUGCAACUCUUUCUAUGAAUAGAAAUCUUCCUCUACGGCGGAAGGUGAACGUCAGGGAUGACUCAGCUGGCUUUAACUAUCUUGUGGGAAUAUGUUAGGAAGGAAGAAAAUCUCUCCUCGAAGAGUUUGGGCACUGCCCCACGAUUUCUUUGCCGUAUCCCCGUCAUCUUCGCUCACAUUGAUAAGAGCAUUAUCUAACGUAAGGAGAUCUGUAUUCACAGGUUCAGAUUGCUGAGAUCGUGAGCCAGUCAGCGUCUUGCUGCUUUCUCUCGAGAGCGUUAUUUGCUUUACUUUAGAGAAAGAGUUGUUUCUUUCUCGCAAGCUCAGUGACCGGCAGACAGCAUGGAAUGAAAGAGCUUACUUACCGAAGUUUUCUAGAUGAAUCAUUCCCGAGGUUCUUCUUUCUUCACUAGGAAAGAUCUAUAUCUUGCUUGAAUAGAAGAUAUAAGUGACCCACACUUGGGCGACUAGGGAAUAAGAAUCUCUUUUUCCAACAAACCCGUGCUGUGAGGAAAGCCGCUUGAAAGCAGAUUGCUACUGAAUUUACUGACUUGCUUGCAUGGGUCAGACUUCAGGGAAGAAUCUUCUGAAGCGCCAAAAAGCCGUGGCACCCUUCUACAAGACGUCGAAUCAGGAGAUUCUUUGCAAGCCUUUUCCCCUAUAGAAGAUCUCCCUUUUCGAAAUGCUGAAAGUUCACUUCACCCAACUCUAUACCGAGCUCUUUCUUCCCUGUUUCAGGAUCGCUCAGAACAACUGGCUUCUUCACUCGUUGAUUCCCAGAUCUAAAAUGCAAACCGGCUGCUUCGCGCAUCUAUUCUCUCCUGGCCGGUUUGGAGACUUGAAACCUUCACUUCAGCGGUUGUGUGCCCGAAGGUGCCUUUCUUUCCUUCUUGCCCGAGUUAAGCUCACUCACGCAGUUUCGCGUUUCCUGGUUCGCUUUCUACCUUUGUUUUCGUAUUAGAAUCUCCUAUUUCAACCGUAGUUCAUGCCAAGCAAGCUUCAUGCUGAAACUAUCUUCCGAAGAAUGUCCUGCUUCUUCCCCUCUACUGUGCGGGUGCUAAGACUAGUUUUUUCAUUUUGAGCGUGGUCAUAGGAGUUUUCGGAGCUCACUUUGCAGGUCAGAACUAUCAGAAGACGAAAGAGAACUUAUUCAGACGAAUAGUGUGCCGGUGCCCCCAAAAACCCUACAUUAGCAGUUCGGGUGAAAUCAGACUAAACCAAGGUCGGAGAGGCCUUAGGUAGUAAUUGAGAUGCCUUCAAUUCAGACAAGAGAUGACGCACGCUUCACAAGGAGGUGACGGUGAGGAGUAAGUUAGCCUGGAUUCUUGAUCUAUACUCAGGUUCACUUCUACUAGUUCAUCGACAGUGGCUUGCCCUCUAUUUUCAGCUCUUCGGGGAGCUUCUUUCACUUGGUCGUUCCCUAUUUAAGACAUAAAGACCGGCUUUGGUAUCGACUUAAAUUAAACUUAGGCACCUUCUUUAGCUUGAACUUCGACUUAGGUUUCGACUUCAGCCUCGGCAUCGUUCUCUCUUUCUUAUUCUUCAUCCGAAUCCUAUUUCUUUUCUUCCUCCUUGGAGCUCCCGAACCGGAUGGUUUAGUUGUUCGUGGGGUUUGCCUAUAUGCAUGUAUUUUCUUUCUUCUCUAACGGUGAAAAUAGAGCCGUUUAAGCCACGAAGUGCCCUCUCUUAAAAACUUUGCCUAUCGGGCUAGAUAAACUUACCUUUCUCUGCCCUAGGCAUGUUCCAUUAAAGUAGGUUUAGGGAGGGUAAGCCAUGUCAGGACGAGACAUCACCAUUCCUGGAUCAGGCCUAUCUUUGCCGCUGUCCAAUCCCAUGUCUACUUCAUCCAAUUCCCUGUCUACUGAAAGCAGGAACCAUCUAAUUGCAAUUCCAGAGGCAUAUCCUUAGGAACUGAUUGACCAAGGUCUUACCCUUAGCCUUAAAGAGAGAAGCCCGGCCCUAUCACGCUCAUCUCUUCCUUUCAUUUAAACAGGCAAUUGCCCACCUUCAAGCUAAAAGUCUAGUCGUAUUUAUUACUUAUUCUUCUUCCGCCAUACCCAUGAGUCAUUCACUCCCUAAAGAGAUUGGAGAAUAGUAACUAAGAUAAGAGUUCUGUUUUACUAUAUGAUUUAACGAAAAGAGGUUUAUAGUAAGUGUUAGCUAAUUGGCAUAUCUCUUUGUUGUCGAUUAGAGACCUUCCUUGCCCUGCUUAGGAUAAGGUUCGUCUUUCGAAUGGUGUGGUGUAACCAUAAUGUGAUGAUUAUUGAUUUACAUACAGUUAGGAUAAAGAGAAUAGGAUAAGCCAGAUUCUUCAUUGUGAUGAAAGCCGAUAUGGAACCAGUGAUAAAUGGUGUCCGUAGUAGUCCUAAGGGGCCCUUUCCAUAUGCUUCUUUUUCGUUAUAGGUCAUAGAAAGUAGUCAGGUAAUAAAAGAUGGCACUCACACUAAAUGCUUGGAAGCGAGCAUCCUGGAAAGGUUUGAUUCAAAUCACACGAAGCGAGAAAAUUUGCAACCCACUACAGUUCACUCCAAAAAGGCUUAGUAAGGAGUAGCACACUCUCCUAUGAAGGAUUUCCCCGUCAACCGUGAUGAAUGAGUUAAACAGGCCCGUUAGUGACACCGUUCUGGAUAAAGAGAUGUGGGCUAGGAUCUUUCCUUCUUUCAGGCAGCGUAGAUGCUCAUGGUGCGGCAUACUUUUUAAAAAUGGUAAAAGAAAGGAAGUUGACUGAUGCUACUCCGUCUUCAGCCUAGCCCACAACCCAAGGUCUAGUCCCCGGAGUGGUUUGGCAGGAAGAAAGAGCAGCUUAGGUCAAUUAUUCGGAGUAGAUUAGUUCGUGGCAUGAUCAGAGCAUAAGAUCCAUGCAUUGGUCCGGUCAGUCAGAAUAGGGCUUUUCCCACCUAUGCGCGAAACUGACAUCAUUGAGAAAAUCUCUGGCCUAAACUCGAUUUCCCUUAACUUAAGGAACGACCCCUGAAAGAUGCCCAACCCAAAAGUAGUGGGCCAUGGCGAGAUCAAAGAUUUCCAUUUUUGACAUGUCGCUAUAAGGGAAAUUCAUGUUGACUGGCGCUAUAUGAUAUACAAACAUUUUUCUAAAUUGGAUGCCUCUCUUUAGGGGAAAUAGGAAAUUCGAGACAGGUAUGAAAAAUCGUAUGAGUAAGGAAAAGAAAAAGGAUUUUCUCUCUAUUCUUCGGGCGGAAGACACCAGCUUUUCUGACUUUCCCACUCUCUCUAAAACAGGAAUUUCAUUAAACAAGAGAGAAUAGGUAAAAUUCAAUUCCUAGGGUAAGGAAGCUGGAACAGAAGCACCCGAAGCAUACGAAUCCGCUUAAUCAACUGUUUUAGAAUAAUCUGCUGAAGCAGCUCUUUAAAAAGCAUCCGAAUCGGAAGCUGUUCUUUCAACAUCCGCCUCAGAUAAAGCAGAUGAAGGAGAAGGCCUUUGGCCUGAUUCCCAGAAUCGAAUCGAAGCAGAGGAACGUUCUCUUCCCAGAGGAGAAAAGAACCAGAAGAGGAAAAGUAGCCAACGAGCUCAGCCCUUAUACGAUACGAGAAGUUCAAAUUGUUGUUUUUUCUAAAGAGAAAGAGGUUCUUGACCAUCGAUCGGAAGGUUAAGAGUGAUAACACAGGGCUUUUCAAGCUAGAGAAGAAAAGUAAUAAAUUUAACCAUUAGUUUAGUACGUAAACAAGCCAUUAAAGGUAGGUUUAGACCAAGCCAGACCACGAAGCAAGCUAAGCAAGGGUGGUGGGUCAGAUACGGAUGGAAAGAGAGAAUGCUUCCCGAUCACUCUCUCAGAGAGAGAGCUAUUGUACAAGGAAGCUACAUACACAUUUUCAAACUGAAAGCGAGAUCUUGCAACCACACCCGAAGGAGCACGCAAGAAUUUCAUUGCGCAGCGAGGAUUCGAAAGCCGAAUGCUUAUUAGUAGUACGAACACUUUUCCAAUCCUGAAAGUCAAUAGUAAGUAAAUACCGAAAGCGAUUAAAUAAUGUGAUUUUCACCCUGAAAGUCAUGCAUUAUUUUUAGAACUUCCUAUGCCCGCAUAUUCUUAAUCAUCUUCGCUUAUAGUAAAAGGCGGAAGGUAGGCAUUAAGGUAUGGGAGAUUAUAGUAUGGCAGGUCUCUUCUUUUUCCCAGUGGGUUUAACAUAGGCUUCAUCUAAGAACUCUCAACCCCGUGGCAUUACUGGUUUGCUUGCAAAUACUUUUCGGUACUAUAAAAGUCUUUUUUUAUUCCACUUCUAAUACGACUUGCAUGUGUUAAGCAUAUAGCUCUUGAAGAUGCCUAAGUUUACUUUCUUUAGAACGAGGACUUUUUCAAAGAUCCGGAGCCAAGCCUGCGCACCAAAGCGCUAGAAGAUCAAGAAUCUGUCUUUCAUUGUUAAAUAGACUUCCAGUCUUUGGCGCUGACCUACUCGCCUUCACCUAAAGACAGAGCGUUUUAGGAAGGUUGGCGCCAGGUGUCUAAACCGGAGACAUCGCACCGGAAUGCUUUCCCCACCGCAGACAAGAAGACUCAAAGAAAACUAUUGAUCCCUUUGACGACUCUCCUCUUCAUCUUCCCGAGAAGCAGAUAAGAAUCCGAACUGAGGAAAAAACUAAAAAAAGUCUCUCUUUCUACGAUCACCUGUAGCGUCCUUAAAAGUCUUAGAAGGAUAAUAGUUCUAUUCGCGAAGAGAUUCUUGCCAACACCAUUAGGAAGAUGAGGGAAAGGGGAAAAGAAGUCAAAUUAGCUAUUUCCGACAGCUACGGUAGUAGAGAAGGAGAAGCACUACUUAUGAGAAAGAGGAGUUCUCUCUUCUACUCCCGGGUAUUGAACCGGGAUGCUUUGGUACUAGACUGGGCGGGCGAGCCCUAAUCACAGGGGGGAGAAAGGCGAAGAUCCCUUCAUCCUCCGACAACAAGCAGAGCCGACACCGAGGUAAUUCUAUUCCUUUUUAAUUCACACGGGAAUGACUCCACUCUCAGUCCCAGCGUGGCUUAGACUAGUAGAAGGCGUAGGGAUGCUAGACCGCUGCUCAAUACUGGAUAAUCCAUGCUCAUCGGUCUGCAGCAAGCACUGACUUUUAGGGGGCGGCAACUAAAGAGGUAGCGAGACUAAGCACAAUUUCAGGAAGAGGCUAACGCCCUUGCCUCUAGGCUUCCUUCUACCCUUGUGCUAAAGAAAAAAAACUUCUUUCUAUUAUGCUCGAACCCUACUAAAGAGUGGCUUUCAGCUCUUCUCCCGUUGGUCCGUCAAUUAUUACAUCGAUCCUCGAAACCGAUAGUCAAAGUAUAGAGCUCGUUCCUUUCAGUCUUGAAAAAAGUAGCUUAUUUGCUUAAAAAAGGGGAAUCGAACUCUUCCACUACCGGGAAGACUAUUUACUGACUUACUUAAGGACUGACUGAUCCAGGGAGCAAAGCGUCCUUUCCAGCGCUGCUUUCAAGGUCGAAGAGGGGCUGGUUUUCUUUCUUGAUAGCAUGGCUUUCACGCUCACCGGUCUGGGAAGAGACUCCAUGGGCACUUGGCAUUGCUUCCUUUCAUCCACGAGGAGGGGAAAAGUGAUCUCUCAGCGGCGAAAACUCUUUGUUCUUCGGAAUCCCCUUGCUCCGCACCUUCCGUUUUGUUAUGACAAAGCCUUUUAUUUUCGGCCUUCUUUCAUUCGCUGAGCUCUGAGCUCCUCUGGCAAAUCAUGAUGUGCGCAUGCUGGCUACUCUGCUUUAGUAGUGUGUUAACUAGUAGUCCACUACUGAUUAAGGAUUUGGUAUUUACAGCUAUACAUUCAUUCUUUUUUCCUUUUUCGACAAGGUGGAUAUAGUGCGUAAGCCUCCCUCUGACGUCAGUUGACUUUCCUCUAUCUGGUAAGGACUUCCACUUCUUUCCAGCUCUCCCCAUUCACGCAGCCAUCCUCCGAAAAUCCCGGUAUUCUCGUCCGGGAGGUAGCUAUUCUAGAGACAAGGAGAAGGAGCAGCGCCCAAAGAGCCUUCGUGGCCGGUCACCGUUUGCCUACGAUCCUUUAUGAUAUGACUCUUUUCGGAAAGCCAAGUGUUUAGGGCCUUCAGCCUUUCCUCCUCUAGACCGUCCAAUUCAACUAAGAUAGCUUCAGUAAACUCGGGUGGGUUCAAUUGAUGUUGGAAGGCCACCCUUAGUGAUGGCACAGGUAAAACUCCAUACAGGUUGACCUACGACCAUGAUCUUUAGUCCUAUAGUUCUAGUAGCUAGGGAGGGAGACUUGUCAAUGACUUUGGAAUAAGCUAAUAAGAUCGAUCGGACUCAUUCCUCGCCUCCUUUGCUGAUGGAGCGCCUGAAAGAAGAGCUGACUAAGCCAAGAAGCUGAAUAGAGAGCCAGCGGUUUGUUCUCGUCAGACAUAAUGUUUGAAACAGGAGAUGUGCCCUCGUGAGCUCGUAUCCAUGUCAAGUCCCGGAUUCCAUAACUCCUCCCGUCACCUAUGCUAGGCUAAAUAGUAGUGAUGAAAACGUCGUAGGCAACUACCUCUCGUCCCAGUUGCUCAGUGGUGGAGCGAUCGGCUGUGCACUUUAAGUGACGUGACCGGUCAUAGCGUAGGUUCGAAUGCAACCUGGGAAGCCCUAUUCGAUUCAAUGCGGCUAGUCAUCAAUAAAUUACGUAUGGAAGGGAGAAGGAAAUCAAGAUCGGAUAGGUGGUCUAUUCCAAACCCGGUAGCAGCAUCUGGAGCUUAGAAUCUUGUAUAAAGAUGUCCAUCAAAGAAGCCUUUCUUUCUAAGUUAAGGUGACUCGAAAGAUUCUUCCUCACACGAAUAUGAGAUGUUUGAAACGAGACCGAGGAGUGGGUCUGAAUGACAAAGACUUGUCUUUCUAACCGACGGUUCUAUAGAGAGCCGAAGUUGGCAGAGGAUAAGAUGUCGUGACCUGACCUUCCCGCCCCUACUAUGUUAACGUGUACGCAUUAGUGAGCUGUCAAUGUAAAGACCUCGAGAGUAAGCAUCUCUAAGGGAGACAGACCUUUUAGCCUAGCCGUUAAGAGUGGCAUCUACGUGAGCUUUCUAUUUCUUAUUAUAAAUGGAUGGAUUCUAUCCUGCCUGUGGAAUAGAACCAGAAUAGGGGCCCUUUGUUACUGACUUUUGACUAUCAGACUGACCACUACCAAUUAACAUUUACUCGAUUCGAAAACAUCUGGGCGGAAAGCCAAUAGGCUUCGUUUGGGGCCUUUGACUGUGAUAUUGCUCAAAAUCCGCUUUAAACGAGUGUCCAGUGCGGUCAACUCGUAGAGAGGCGAUACAGGACAGAAAGAGACCAAAUCGAACGAUUACCGACUACGGGUUCGCCUAUCGGCUCUUCAUUUUCAAGACUGAAAGGCCUACCGGGAGAUCUCACUCAGAUCAAGAAGGAAGUUAUAUGAGAAUGAGAACGCCUAUCGAUACAGAGCUGAGCCCCAUUCACACUCUAUGACAAAACUCUCACUAGCUAUAGGUCAAGGAGAACUUAGGCAUCAAAAGACGAUACACGAGUAACAGGAGGCAGAAAAGCCCUUUCCAGAUGGGGGAAACUCUUCCGGAUGGACGGACUAGCAAACUUAGGGGGAAAGAGUCACACACGUGAGGUCCGUGGGGGCAGAAUCCGAAAUCAACAAACAGAACAAACAGGCUGCAAUUGGGAAUCAUCUUCUAUGAUAAAGAAUCUUUAAAGAAGGCUUUCACUCUCCUUCUGAAACAAGGUAACGAAGUUUAGAGCCGAUAGGUGGAAGUCUUUAUAAGCUGUGAAAGCGGAGCGUGGACGUUAAGAGCGUUAAGCGAAGCCAUGGGAAUAGAUAAGUCAUUUUAUUUGCAAUUGGCUAGGUUAAGAUCGAUUCUCAAUGGAGAAAAUCUUUAAUCCUGGUCUACUGUUUUCAGGGGUGAUUCUAUUAAUCAGUAAAAAGGUAAUGUUCAAUUGGACUCGGGCUAUGACUCACUCAGCUCUUUUAUUUACUUACUUCAAGCCUAUUGGCAGAAAGAGCGGGAAGAAGAAGCUUUUAGGUCUUUCUUCAUGGACUAGUGUGGGAGGUGCAUCCUUUACUGCCAUUACUAUAGUACCUAUUUCAAUGUCUUAAGCUAUCAAGACAUAUUUUUUUUAAAGGGAUCUUGAGAAUUCAAUCCGAUGUAAGGUAGACGAACCAGUGUGAAAGCGAUUCCUUUCCUAGAUGUCAGCCAGCUAUCGUUACAUAUGAGACCACGCCUAGCGAAUCGAAUAAAGGCAGACUUUGGGUAGGUAGUAGAGAAGGGUCAAUGUGAAUUGAUUCCCAGGUGAGCUGCUAGCUUUGAUUCCAAUUGGAGUAGACCAGAUCCAAUGGGAGUCUCAUGAGCGUUAAGCCAUGGUGAUCAUUACACUCACGAAAACCAUUCCAGAUUCGCCGUGGAAUUCUGAUUCGAUAGGUGUGGACUAGCAUUUUAUUCCAUCUUAUAUAAAAUCGAAUAUAUAGUAGCAUCUCUCAUCACCAAUUGCAUUACCUAAAAGUCUCUCUCUGGGCUCUAUCUUAGGUUGGCCUGGUUCAACAAGGCUGAUUAGUAUUCGAUUUCGUGAACAGAGCGGGGUAAAAAGGCAUGAUUCUAUAAAGUGAAUCACUCUUUUGGCUACCUCUUUUCUUUGGGCUCCUUCGGCUUACUACGUCGUCUGUCUUUUUUCUUUCUUUACGCAUCCGUCUACCUUUAAAUACGAAGGCUGGUAGGUCACGGCAUCUGAAACAUGGCUCUCUUUCUUAGGCGCCUGCUCCCGCCUUUCCGGUAACGAAGUACUCUUUUUCUGCCUUUAGGCGAACCCUUGGUGAAUUAAGUUCGCGCUUCAAUUGAACUGUCUGCUUCGAGUCGAGGUAGAACUGAUCGAACGGGUGAAUGCAAGCCUUUUCUUCUUUCCGGGAUUAAGGAUCUCCCAAAAACCUCAGGAACAGUCAAUGGGAAAUCCCGCCAUGCCAUCGAGGGGCUAGUGUGAACAUCCAUAGCAUACGACGGGCGAGAGGGUGGAGAAGUGACUUCGAGGCUUAAGAUAGUUCACCUCAGGUCAUAAUAGAGUGACGUAUGACAUCGGUAGGAAGGUAAUGCAGCUAAGCCGAGACUUGCUUCUGAGGCAUUUCAGACUUUACUUGCUCUUGCCGAUGUGAUCUUUUCUCUUGUUGAAGAAGUGGAGUUUGCUGCUAUCGUAGAUAAGAGUUACGGAAGAGCGCCCUAGCUAGGUUUGAAAGAAGAACUGCAGCUCGAUUUGAGAUGAAAUCUGGCAAUAGCUCUAGGGUAGGUUCUGCCCCAGAUAAGAGAGUUGGGAUUGAGCUUUCACUGUUCUCAAGGUAGCGAGUGAUCUUAUAUACGAUACCGCCAAACGCUUCGUAAGCAAGAGAAAAGCUAUUAUGUCAACUAUGUGGGACCUUGCCAAUUAUCAGCUUGAUUCAGUCUAGCUAUCGGAUAACAAAAAAAAUGCUGGACCUUCUUUUUGAAGCGGGGAGGGGGUGAGUCGCCAAUGAUCUAGCCACCCCACCAACUAUGGUCUACCCUUGCAGUUCUUAGCCUCUACUAUAGUAUGAACUGAGCCAUAGCUUCUAGGUCAUGUCGCCCCCAAUCUCCUUGUGAUUAGAUCUGUUCGACAUGCAAGUUUUCUAGCUACUGCCUGUACAGGCACUCGUCAAGCCAGACAGUGUCCUCUGACCUUCCGUGACUAUUCCAGACCCAUUUCUUUAUUAGAAGAGUCUCGUCGGUAAGUGAAAUAGGCUUGUGAUCUCUCCAAUCACCUCCUCUCUUUCCUUACCAACUUGAACGGCUCCUGUUAGCUCUUCGCAUGAGCUCUGGCUUUCUUCUUUUGCUCUUUGUCCGAAUCCAAUCGUCUAUGUGGAUGACGACUCCCAUCUCAUCCCAUUGAUUGGCUUAGUGUGAAGUAUCAUCAUAUUAAAAGCGAUCUUCUGUCUAUUGACCUAAACUCCAAGCAGUUAUACCAGACAAGGUCUGAGUUCAGCUCCUAUUAAGGAAGAUGUGCCACUAGUUCAAAAAAAGAAAGUGGCAGAGCGGAUUCAAUCACAGCUGAUACGAGAACUCAUAGACCAAGAGCUCCAACGGGGCUAUCGGCGGAUAUUGCAAAGAGAUCACCAGCAGUGGUUAGAAGAGCUGAUACUUUCCCAAGAGCGGCUAUGCCAUUAAUAGCUUCUACGGGGCUAGCAGUGCUUAUGAACCAUCAACAGGAGAGAUUGGCUUCAUUCUUACCAAGAGUAGACCCGAGAGCUGCAAUAGUAAUUAGGACUAGCCCACUUCGAUGAUUCGAAAUCGUCGAAGCCCCGAAAAUGCCUUUUUUCGAAAAGUGAGUGAAGGAACCCGAGGGGACAACAGGAAUUUUCAACCAAAAGGAGUAGGAGCAUUCGACUGAAGAAGUUAUGGCAUCAGUAGCAAAGGACGAAGCAGUUCUUGCUCGACGUUUCAGAAGUGGAGUUUGGGAAGACGGUCUCACCGGGUUUUUACCUAUUUCAGGAUUCAGUUCAAGCAAAAGCACACUUUGAAUCAUAAGUUGACGUAGAUACAAGAAGAGAAAAAGCAGCCAUUUCAUCCGCAUCUGUUGUCGGAAUAACUGCUUUUGGUGGUACGGGCAUAUGGGUUAAGGAAGCGAGUGAUCCUCGGGGAAGUUAAACAAAAAAAGCUCUUCACAAGAGGAGCAAAAAGAAGAAGAAUUGUCGGCAUAUCCGCACCCGGCUCAGCUCAAGGUGCAAUACAAGCAAAAUGAGAAGAGCAGGCGAAAGCAAUGGAGGAUCCCCAGUGACAUCCGUGAGUCAACGAGUUAGGAGCUCAGACCGGGUAGAAAGGGAAUAUAAGAAGCUGCAUCCUUUUGAAUGAGUUUCAGUUGGAAGAGGAGGCAUGCAUCGUAUAAUAAGAUGGCAUCAAAUGCAAGAGGGAAUCCCACUGUGAGGGAGCUAGCUACUUCUUUCAUACCAGGAAAUAUAAGUAUAAGAUGGAGAGAAUACGAUCUUUGACACAUAUAUGCCGAUAGGAGGAUGCUAGUGAGUUGUUAAGGAACUUCUUUCUCUAAGACUAAGACUGCCCCUUGCUAUUGGUAACAGUCUUUAGACCCUUACUCCGCUUAUCUCUCAAAAGAAGUUGCUUGGAGGGCCGGCCCAUCUUUGUUUCCUACCUCGGAUCAAAAUCUUUAUCUAAAAGAUCCGUCCAUUGACCCUUGCUUUCGACUCUCGUGAGAGGGCCGGGCCAGACUGGACUUUGCUACCAGACAGAAAGCUCUUCUCUUUCUUUUUUUUUUUCACUUGUUGGCCAGACUGGAGAAUUUUGAGUUUAUAGGUCGUACGUCUGAAAGAGUUCAUCGUACAAUUUCGGCGAUUACAAAAGGAGUUCCUCUCCCUCUCUGUUUUUUGACUUCCGUCGUUCAGGAAGAACGACUUCGCCUAAUUCUCAUAAUCCCGGCCCCCCCACUAAGCAAUUACGUUACGACCACUGAACAAACUUGGUUGACGAACAUGGUUUAUGCGCCGCUAAUGUAGCGGCUUGCCGAGCAUUUGACAAACUCACACCAUCCAUUUCAAAUAGAAUUUGUCCCGUAGAAACACGAGCAAUCCAACCCGUAGGAUUUCCUUUUCCUCUUCCCAUUCUUAUUUCUGUAGGUUUCCCGGUAAUAGGGAGAUCUGCGAGAACUCUUACCCAUAUCUUACCAUUUCUUCGGAAUUGUCCGAUUAUAGCCCGACGCGCUGCUUCAAUGGCUCGAUAUGAAAGACGACCAGCUUUACAACUUUUAGUGCCAUAUCUUCCAAAACCAAGUUGUGUACCGUCUGGUUUGCAACCCCUACUACAUCUGCCUUUACGAUUUUUACUAUAUUUUGUACGUUUCGGAUAUAGCACGUCCCCCCUUUUUAGGUUGGGGAGAUUUCGCUAUCUCCGGGCGGGGCGCACCUUAAGUUCCGGAAAAAAGGUCCUUUUUUUCAUCGAAAGAGGAAGUCCAUUAUUCCAAACCGAGCUCACAUCUCCUUCAUCGUCGUUGGUCCUUCUUUCGUAGUGGUCUUUGUAUAGUGUUAAAGCUAACCCCUGCCUGCACGAGAGGGCCUUCACUUAGCUUAGUAAGCUCGCCCGCUUAAAGUUAACGGUCAACAAAGCCGGUACACACUUCACUUUAUACUUAGUCAAUUUUGAUAAAGUGAAGAGUCAGUAUCGUACUUGCAAGUCCUAACUGUGGCAUGUGAAAACUGUCCUUACCCGGCUUUCGGGGUGGACCCUUUCACUCUACUCUAUGUUUAUGUUCUUAUAUAAUAUACGCCAUCGAUUGAAGCAAGCUCCUCCCAUGCUUCCUUUUCCAUCGUUCAGUACUUUCUUCAUCAUCCACUAUGGUUGAGCUAUAUGCUUAACACAUGCAAGUAGGACCUUCUUUUCGCCGAGAGAAGAUGCAACAGGACUUAAAAUCCUGGUUCUGGAGCAAGGGACUCAAAAUCCUUCUUGCUUCGAAGUCAGUGGCCCAACAUUUGUUAAACCCCCUUUUCUCGGGCGAUAGGGCUUCCUCUUUUUAUUCUUUCUGAGUUGUACCGGUCCACCCCCCAUGCGGAUUCUUCCCCGCUCCCCCGGAGUGGGAAAGCACGGAGAUCGCGCAUCGGCUCUGAGAUAUUCCUUUACCAUUUUUCCGCUCCAGGUAAAGAAGCAGAAUUCGUUAUCGGAGAAUCCUCAGCCAACUAGCCUGAGCAUGCUCUCUAACAUCACAUACGAUAUUCUUGGUCUGAAGAGAAGAAAGCUCCCCUAGCCACGAGCAAAGCAGACCACGGGCAUGAAGGAGGUAAUCAAUGGCAUUCAGAUCAGGCAUGAAGGAAGUAGGGUAAGGCAUGAUUCGGAAAAGAGUAUUUAAGUAAGCAUUAAGCUUUUUCAUAAGGUUUUUUCUUCCUCUACCUUCUCUUGCUAUUGGAUUGGAGAGAGAGAGAAGGCCAAGUAAAGAAGUGAUUAAGAGCACUUUCGAAGUAAGCAUUCGGCUUUGGUUUGGGAAAGAUCAGAUUCCAUAUCUGAUCUGGAUUCUAAGCCUCAUCUCCUGCCGUAAGCGCUCUUGCACGAGUCCUGUAUCACUACAGGAACAGGAAGUACGAGCAGAAAGAAGUAGUCACUCUUCGCCUUUCAAGAUAUUGCGUAUAAUAGAUAGAGAGAGCCAGUCUCUUUUCUUUCACCUGCGGACCUUUCUGGAACAACUCUAAAUGUUCCCUUUGGGCGAGUUCUCCUACUUUAUUUUAUGUCGAGGGAAAUGCUUAGUCGAUCCUCACCUCUGCGUGCUAUUGAAAGUGCAUAGAUCAAGAGAUUAGCAAUUGCUGCUGACUUUCUCUUUGCUACUUUAGUUGGGGUUCCCCCUACUCAAUCUGUAAUGGGAUCUACCCGUGCUUCGCUCACUCUAUAUGCGAUUGGAAAUAAGUCCGGGUGCCUUUCCUGCACACCUUUGCCUUAUAUGUUUGAGUCUCUGUCCAACCUCUGCCUACGAGGAAAAUUGCUGCGCAGAGCCUUUUAAUUAUAAUUAACUAAGUUCUUUGUUAAAGUAAAGUCGCAUCCAUGGCAUGCGCCUAAUCCGCUCUUACAGAUAGAGAUCUGCUCCUCAAGUGCAAGAUUCGCUGCUAAUUGCAUUGGAAUUUCCGGGACUAUGCUUAGUAAGCGCUUUUAGUCAUCUGUUUGCGGCGAAUCCAAGAAGUAACUAGGAGAAGAAAGACAAGCAAUACAGGGUCUUCAAGGAAGAGGUUGUUGCCCCGGUAGAUAUAAGAAGUUUGCAGGGAACCCUAGAUGGAAUGAAACUAUUCAACGUUGAUGUUGAUCUACUUGCUUGUACGAUUGGAUUUGUGUGAAGUCUACCUAUAGCUAAUGAAGUCAUCCUUGCUUGAAGGAAAGAGGGGAAAUCCGGAUUAUUGACUUUAGACUUUGAAGUAGGCGAAUCCGCUGCUCCUGCUCUGGACUAAGGGGCGAAGCGGCUCGACGUCAGGAGAGGGGUAGAAGGCUAGAGGCCACAGAAUAAGUGGUAAUUCGUUAAAAGCACGGAUCGAACGAGAAGGAUGGGAUUGGGUUCAGUUAAGGUAACCUAGAGGGUGAAAGCUAGAUAGAGAAAUAUCUUUUCGAGUUAGGAAAAAGCUAGAAAUAGAACUCAACUGACUUUCUCUAGGAAUUCCCAAGCGUUAGCGAAGAAAGAAGCCUCUACAGCUAGGGAGGAAAAAGAAGUUCUUAUAGACUUUUUGAAUCCUUCUUUCAAUAUUCGUUAGAGCCUGGGCUUCACCCCUCAUUGCUUGUUCGACAGCUAAGACUUCACCGGUGCUAGCAAAGAUCUAUUUGAUUUGGAAGUUCUUUUCUUUGCGGCCCCAAUCCAAAAUAUCUUAAGUAUGUAGAGUAGAUUUUUUGAACCCAUGCUUCGAUCACUUCUCUACACUGCUGACUUUACUCAACAAGUGAGCGAUAGAUCGAGUGCUUCUUUAGGGUUUGAUCCCCGUUUACCUAGCGAUACAGCCCAUCACUAAGCUCAUUUCCUGGAAAAGUAGUAUCCCGAGGCUAAGACUCCGUUACCGAAGGAAGAAAGCUACUCAAAGAAGAGAGCUGGUCUAGGAGGCAUGUUAAGUCAGCUGGUUCUAGGUCUAAAGCUAGUGUAAAAUCUUCUCGUCCUUAAGCCUUAAAAGAAAAGUGCUUACGCCUUACCUGGAGUUGAAGUUGGGAAAGCCUAGACUUACUUGCUACGUAAAUAGCCCUUUCUUGGCUUGGCAUAACGAAAUGAAAAAGCUCAAUCCCAACUCUUUCUCUUUGUGCCAAAGAGCUUCUUCUUGCAUAGGAUUUGUCCAAGGUUAUCCGGCAAAGAGCUUCUUCUAGAACAUCUAUCCCAUCUCCUUUUACUUUGAUAGGUGAGAGCUUGAAGUUGCUUGCCUUCUUGUUGGAAUCAGACUGAUUGUCAGGAAUGAAAUUCCAUCCCCGACAGAAGUCACUCUUUUGUUUGACAGAAUAGCUUGUUAGCAAUGACCAUUAAAGGAGCUCGGGAAUCAUGUUCCACCAAAACUCAAUCGCCGCUAGUCUCUAAAUGGUUUAAGGCUUAUUUCAAGCCGAAUGCUUGAGGUCGCCCGCUUUUUAGAAUCAAGUCCCCGAGGUAAACUUUCUAGAUUACCAUUCUCAGUCCCAUUAGUCCCUGACUCUGUCAAGCCAUCAGAAUCAGAUAAGAAAGAAGGAGGAAAUGGGGUUCCAUGUGUAAGCACCCUUGCCGUAUCGGAUAAGGCCUAAGCUGUCCCAUAUCAUAAAUCAGUUUGGGCUCGCUUUCAGCUCAACAAGUCUAUGUAAGCCUUCAUUCCUAUCCACUUUUAAGUAAAGCACGGGUCUUGGAGG
Molecule: messenger RNA, 39649 nt
Organism: Populus euphratica (Euphrates poplar)
Lineage: Eukaryota; Viridiplantae; Streptophyta; Magnoliopsida; Malpighiales; Salicaceae
Gene: ABCI5
Product: Cytochrome C assembly protein
Exons: 1
Coding region: 17927-18679 (250 amino acids)
Biological process (GO): heme transport; cytochrome complex assembly
Cellular component (GO): plasma membrane
Molecular function (GO): heme binding; heme transmembrane transporter activity
Source: RefSeq, a predicted model, not a curated record